UCUUUAAAAGCCCUGGCAGUCACGUGACAGUUCAACAUGGCGUUUCGCUGGAGAAGUUUGAUGCGCUUUCGAUCGACAACAAGACUGCUGCUUUUAUUCACUUUCUGUCUGACUGUCAUCCACAGUUUGAGCAAUGAUGUGGACAGCUGUGAUAAACUCCAUCUGGGACAGUAUUUGUGUAAAGAACCCAGAAUAGAUGAUGCAACUCAAGAACCUGAAACCUGCAAGGACCGAGUGGCUUGGGUGGAAUGCCUACCUGCCCCAAACAUCAGCUGUCGGCUGUCAAAUGGAACACAGUUCAAGUUCAGCGGUGAGGAGGUCGGCUUUAACAAAACCAUCCCAUGUCGAAAUGUGAGUGGUUACUCCUAUAAAGUAGCUGUUGCUCUGUCACUCUUCCUGGGAUGGAUUGGUGCAGAUCGGUUCUACUUGGGAUAUCCUGCCUUGGGUAAGAUGCUAUUCUUUAGUCCCUUAGCCCUUCCCCUUACCCCCACCCCUCAUUUUGCAUGUUCAUGUGAAGGG
Messenger RNA from Danio rerio (zebrafish), 519 nucleotides. NCBI's taxonomy places the organism in Eukaryota, Metazoa, Chordata, Actinopteri, Cypriniformes, Danionidae. The record is from RefSeq and is a predicted model, not a curated record.